Molecule: messenger RNA, 5019 nt
Organism: Microthlaspi erraticum
Lineage: Eukaryota; Viridiplantae; Streptophyta; Magnoliopsida; Brassicales; Brassicaceae
Source: the annotation of a GenBank genome assembly
AUGGCUGGAGAAAUACGUGACCAGCAACCAAAUCCUUGGAGGAACCAUCUUGAUGAGCCGCCUUUGGACGAGGUCCAAGACCGCAUACCACGAGAAGGCCUUGGACCGGAGCUUAACCGAGCCGAUAGGCUACACCGAGGAGACCUAGGCGAUCACCAAGGAGGGGAGAACCAAGAGACCGUUGGAGACAGUGACUCUAGACCAGAGCUUCUCCAAAGCCGUAGCCCUAUCCGGACUUACGAGGGCCACCAGUUUGAGAUCAAGCCGCGAGUCAUUGCUUUGGUAAAACAAAGUCAAUACCACGGGCUUAUCGAAGAAGAUCCGUUGGAUCAUGUCGAUUCUUUUGAAGAAUUGUGCAGCACAACUAGUGCAAAUGGAGUUCCGGGCGACUACUUGAGAUGCCGGCUCUUUACUUUUACCUUGGCGGGAAAAGCACUCAAGUGGCUCAAGUCUCUCCCGUCUCGCUCAAUCACUACAUGGAUGGAGUUCAAGAAAGCUUUUCUUGGUCAGUUUUAUACAAAGCAGCGGACUAGCUUGAUGAGGAGCAAGAUCGUUGGCUUUCAGCAAGGGCCAAUAGAGCCGUAUCAUGAGGGAUUGGAGCGCUUCAAGGAAUACAUAAGAGAUUGCCCACAACAUGGCUUCUCGGAAGUAAACUUGUGGAACACGUUUUAUGAGGGAAUAAGGCGCGAGCACAAGCUGUAUCUUGAUAUAGCUAGCAACGGGAACUUCAUGAGUAAGUCCAUAGAGGAAGCCAAAACAUUGAUUGAUAACCUAGCGGUCAGUGACAGCAAGAAUCAACCGAGCUAUGAAGAAACGAUCAAGGCAAUCAAUGCGAGACCGGGACUAGUUGAGUUUGAGGAGCUGAAGUCCAUGAUCGCUAAGCUUUUGGAGAGAGAACCGGAGCAUCGCUUGAGCCCCCAGAUACAACAUCCGGCUGAAACCCGACUUGGCGCUAAGGACCAUGGAGGAGAGCUUAAGGCUUUGAUCUAUGAGUUCAUUGGUGAACAGAGAAAGGCGAACAAGGAGAUCAAUGAGAAGAUACACUAUGUGUAUCACGACUUGAACAAUAAAUUUGGGUCGCUAGAGUCGCACAUCAAGGAGCUUGAUCUUCAAAUAGCAAACAUAGCCGGUACAAUCAAGAAACCGCUUGGAGUCCUCCCUGGUCGAACUGAGGCUAACCCCAAGAAGGAACAUAUAGCGGCCAUCACCCUUAGGAGCGGUACGCAGUUAGACGAAGUGGAGAUGCCACCGGAGCUCAUAAGGAAAGAACCUCAACCGGAGGUAAUACUGGAAAGUGUGGAAGAAGCGGCUGGCGAGCAAACAAAGACAAAUCUUGAGGAGAGCGCCGCGCCAACAACACCUACUCUGCGCGUAUAUAAGCCAAAAGUGCCCUACCCCGGAUCAGUGAAGAAGCCCAAGAAAGAGAAAGAGCAAGCAAAGUUGAAGGACCUUGUGAGCCAACUAAGCGUAAGGCUCCCUUUUGUCGAUGCUUGCAUGAUUAUUCCAUCAUUGAGGAAGUAUAUGAAGAGCAUACUCACUAGCAACUUGAGUCUAGAAGAGGGAGUGAUGUUGAUAACAGAAGAUUGUAGCCUAGCCCUCCAAAACAAAACCCCGGAGAAGCUUGACGACCCGGGGAGCUUUGUUCUCUCAUGCCAAAUCGGAGGUACGAUCUUUAAACGCUGCCUUUGUGACUUAGGGUCUAGCGUGAAUCUUAUGCCCUAUACAGUGGCCAAGCGCCUUGGCAUAACAAGCUUUAGACCCACAAAGAUUCAGUUGGUCUUUGCUGAUCGAUCGGUGAGGCGGCCCAUUGGCAUCGUGAGUGAUGUACAAGUCAUGAUUGGUAAAUGUUUCAUACCGGCUGACUUUGUGGUGCUGGAACUAGACCAAGAACCAAGAGAUCCCCUGAUCUUAGGGCGACCUUUCUUAGCCACAGCCGGCGCCAUUAUUGAUGUCAAGGGAGGAAAGAUAGACUUACACUUGGGAGACUUGGUAAUGAAGUUUCAAAUUGACAAAACUUUGGAAAAGCCAACUAUCGACGGGUUCUCUUUCUUGGUGGACAAUUUAAGUGAGGUGUCUGAAGGAGUGUAUGAGGAGCUGAUAAUGGACGACCCCUUAGAAGUGGCACUAACCCGUGUGGAGAAAGAAGGAGGCUAUUUUAGUAGAGAAGCGCGAGACAUAGCCAAAUCACUCGAUAACGCGGAGACGUACAAGAACUUGGUAGCUUAUGUUGGCUUGGAGGAAGAAGUAAUGGGCACAAACGCCUCAAGGGAUGCAUCCAAGCCGUCAAAGGAGCCAUGGAGUGAGUUGAGCGCUCCAAAAGUCGAGCUCAAGGAGCUCCCCGUAGGGCUAAGGUACGCAUUUCUCGGUCCCAACAAUACAUACCCGGUGAUAAUCAAUUCAAAUCUAUCAAAUGUAGAGACCGCGCUAUUACUUUGUGAACUAAGAAAACACCGCAAAGCCCUUGGGUACACCCUUGAGGAUAUAACCGGUAUUUCCCCAGAACUUUGUAUGCACAGGAUACAUCUCGAGGAUGAGUCUAAGUCCUCCAUAGAGCAUCAAAGGAGACUAAAUCCAAACCUGAAAGAUGUGGUGAAGAAGGAGAUAAUGAAACUCUUGGAAGCUGGAGUGAUAUACCCUAUCUCGGACAGUACAUGGGUGAGCCCGGUCCACGUAGUUCCAAAGAAAGGAGGAGUGACGGUUAUAAGGAACGAGAAUGAAGAGCUCAUACCCACCAGAACGAUCACUGGCCACCGGAUGUAUGGUUACUCAGGUUUUUUCCAAAUCCCAAUCCAUCCCGACGACCAAGAGAAGACAACAUUCACAUGUCCAUAUGGAACGUUCGCGUAUAGGCGAAUGCCUUUUGGCUUGUGUAAUGCACCGGCUACGUUUCAAAGAUGCAUGAUGUCAAUCUUCACAGACUACAUAGAAGACAUAAUGGAGGUAUUCAUGGAUGAUUUCUCAGUUUAUGGCACAUCCUUUGAUGUUUGUUUGUCAAAUCUUAGCAAGGUCCUCAAGAGAUGUGAAGAGAAGCAUCUAGUGCUAAAUUGGGAGAAGUGCCAUUUCAUGGUGAGAGAUGGGAUAGUGCUCGGUCAUAGAAUCUCGGAGAAAGGCAUUGAGGUUGACAAAGCCAAGAUCGAGGUAAUGGUGAACUUGGAACCGCCCAAGAACGUCAAAGGAGUAAGAAGCUUCCUAGGGCACGCGGGAUUUUAUAGGAGGUUCAUAAAAGAUUUCUCCAAGAUAGCGCGCCCUCUCACUCAGUUACUUUGCAAAGAAGUGGCGUUUGAAUUCAGUGGAGAAUGCCUCGCGGCGUUCAAGAAAAUCAAAGAAGCUCUCAUUAGCGCGCCGAUUGUACAAUCACCGGAUUGGGAGCUUCCUUUUGAGAUUAUGUGCGACGCAAGCGACUACGCCGUUGGAGCUGUGUUAGGCCAAAGGAAAGAGAAGAAACUCCACGUCAUAUACUAUGCAAGCCGGACCCUCGACGAGGCACAAUGCAACUAUGCCACCACGGAGAAGGAGUUAUUGGCGAUUGUCUUUGCAUUCGAGAAGUUUCGCUCAUAUCUCGUUGGCUCCAAGGUUAUAGUACAUACCGAUCACGCGGCUCUCAAGUAUCUGCUGUCAAAGAAAGAUGCAAAGCCAAGACUUAUACGCUGGAUACUUCUUUUGCAAGAAUUUGACCUAAAGAUCAUCGAUAGGAAAGGCGCGGAGAAUGGCGUGGCCGACCAUCUUUCAAGAAUGAGAAUCGAAGAGAGCAUACCUAUAGAUGACUCAUUACCAGAGGAAACGGUCUAUGCGGUAAGCGCAGUACCUAUGUCGAGGAAAGAGACCCCACCAAAAGCGACCACGGAGAGGAGAAAUGCCUUUGGCGCGCCGUGGUAUCGUCAUAUAGCCAACUAUCUCGCGGCCGACAUAGAGCCUCCAAACUUCUAUGGAUACAAGAAGAAGAAAUUCUUGAAAGACAUCAGAUUUUACUUCUGGGACGAGCCAUACCUCUACAAGAAGUGCCAAGACGGAUUGUUUAGAAAAUGCGUGCCGGAGGAAGAGAUAGCCGGGAUUCUCCAUGGAUGUCACGGAUCAGCUUACGCAGGUCAUUUUGCUACGUUCAAGACAGUCUCUAAGGUCUUGCAAGCGGGUUUUUGGUGGCCUACAAUGUUUAAAGACGCUCAAGCAUUCAUCUCACGUUGUGAUGCUUGCCAAAGAAUGGGGAACAUAAGCAAAAGGAAUGAAAUGCCGCAAAACUUUAUCUUGGAAGUUGAGGUGUUCGAUGUUUGGGGAAUUGAUUUCAUGGGACCCUUCCCCACAUCCUUUGGAGAUCAAUACAUCCUAGUAGCAGUGGACUAUGUCUCCAAGUGGGUUGAGGCAAUAGCAGCUCCAACAAAUGACUCGAGCGUGGUGAUAAAAAUGUUCAAAUCUAUCAUAUUCCCAAGAUUUGGAGUUCCAAGAGUUGUGAUAAGUGAUGGAGGCUCACACUUCAUCAAUCGGAUCUUUGCAAACCUUCUAAAGAAAUAUGGAGUGCGGCACAAGAACGCUUUCAAAACACCUCUCGGGACAACUCCAUUUCAUCUUGUCUAUGGCAAAGCGUGCCAUCUACCGGUGGAACUAGAGUAUAAGGCAGCUUGGGCGGUCAAGGAGCUAAACUUUAACCUUAAAACCGCAGCGGAGAGGCGCCUGAUCCAACUGAACGAGCUUGAGGAGAUAAGACACUUGGCUUACGAGAACACCAAAAUCUACAAAGAAAAGACCAAAGCUCUCCAUGAUAGGAAGAUAGUGCCUAAGUCUUUCGCCGCUAACGACCAGGUUCUGCUUUUCAACUCAAGACUCAAGCUUUUUCCCGGCAAACUACGCUCAAGAUGGUCUGGCCCGUUCAAGAUAAAAGAAGUCAAGCCAUAUGGAGCAGUGGUUCUUUGGGACCCUAGUGGAGGAGACUUCACCGUAAACGGUCAGAGGCUAAAACCAUACCUAGCCAACUCGGAAAAGGGAAUAGAGGAAAUCAUACCUUUGGCCGAUGCACCACAAGAAUAA